Molecule: messenger RNA, 3136 nt
Organism: Panicum virgatum (switchgrass)
Lineage: Eukaryota; Viridiplantae; Streptophyta; Magnoliopsida; Poales; Poaceae
Product: pyruvate, phosphate dikinase 2-like
Exons: 18
Coding region: 180-2855 (891 amino acids)
Biological process (GO): pyruvate metabolic process; phosphorylation
Molecular function (GO): kinase activity; pyruvate, phosphate dikinase activity; ATP binding
Source: RefSeq, a predicted model, not a curated record
GUGCCUAUCCACCAAUAACCGCGCCGCGAACGUACGGUCGUCGUGUAUAUAUAUAGAAACAGCUGACAGUACGUGCCACUUCAGAAUAAAGAGAGCAGUUCCAACUAAAACUACUUCGAAGCUUAGCAGAGCCAAGCCAUCACGUUAAAAAGCAAGUGAUCGCGAGUAGCCACUCAUCGAUGGGGCCGGCGGCGGCCCGCCCCGACAGUGGCGCGCCGGAGACGGAGCAGCGGAGGGUCUUCCACUUCGGCAAGGGCAGGAGCGACGGCAACAAGGCCAUGAAAAACUUGCUGGGCGGGAAGGGCGCGAACCUGGCGGAGAUGGCGAGCAUCGGGCUGUCGGUGCCGCCGGGGUUCACCGUGUCCACGGAGGCGUGCCGGCAGCACCGGCAGCUCGGCGGCGGGGCCAUGCCGCCGGGGCUCUGGGACGAGGUCCUCGACGCGCUGCGCCGCGUGGAGCGCGACAUGGGCGCCGGCCUCGGCGACCCGCGCCACCCGCUGCUCCUCUCCGUGCGCUCCGGGGCCGCCAUCUCCAUGCCCGGCAUGAUGGACACCGUGCUCAACCUCGGGCUCAACGACGACGUCGUCGCUGGCCUCGCCAACCGCGGCGGCCGGCGAUUCGCCUUCGACUCCUACCGCCGGUUCCUUGACAUGUUCGGCAACGUGGUUAUGGGAAUACCUCAUGAGCUAUUCGAAGAAAAACUAGAAGCCAUGAAAGUUGCAAAAGGGUUUCGAAACGAUACUCAGCUGAAUGUCAAUGAUCUGGAAGACCUUGUCGCUGAAUAUAAGGAUGUUUAUGUGGCGACCAAAGGUGAACAGUUUCCCUCAGAUCCAAAAAGGCAGUUGCAUUUGGCAAUCUUGGCUGUUUUUGAUUCAUGGGACAGUACUAGGGCAAAAAAGUACAGAAGCAUUAAUCGGAUUACUGGAUUGAUGGGCACUGCUGUGAAUGUUCAGUGCAUGGUAUUUGGCAACAUGGGUAGCACAUCAGGCACUGGUGUUCUCUUUACUAGGAACCCUAGUACCGGCGAGAAAAAACUUUAUGGAGAGUUCCUUGUCAAUGCUCAGGGUGAGGAUGUGGUUUCUGGAAUUAGAACUCCACAAGAACUUGAUGCAAUGAAGGAGUGCAUGCCAGAGCCUUAUGCAGAACUUGUUGAGAACUGCAAAAUCUUGGAAAGACAAUAUAAAGAAAUGAUGGACAUUGAGUUCACUGUUCAAGAAAACAGACUUUGGAUGCUUCAGUGCAGAACAGGUAAGCGUACUGGCAAAGGUGCAGUAAAGAUUGCUGUAGACAUGGUCAAUGAGGGCCUGAUUGACCAUCGCUCAGCAAUUAAGAUGGUGGAACCACGACACUUGGACCAACUUCUUCAUCCUCAGUUUGAGAACCCAUCAUCAUAUAAAGACAAAGUCAUCGCUGCGGGCCUACCUGCAUCACCAGGAGCUGCUGUAGGUCAGAUUGUCUUCACAGCUGCUGAUGCUGAAACAUGGCAUUCAGAAGGAAAGUCUGUUGUUUUGGUGAGGACUGCGACUAGUGCGGAGGAUGUUGGUGGCAUGCAUGCAGCUGUUGGAAUUCUCACAGCCAGAGGUGGUAUGACUUCUCAUGCCGCAGUUGUAGCACGUGGCUGGGGAAAAUGUUGUGUGGCAGGAUGCUCAAGUAUCCAUGUGAAUGAUGCUGACAAGGUGUUAGUGGUUGGAGACAAGGUGCUUUGUGAAGGUGAUUGGUUAUCACUGAAUGGAUCAACCGGAGAGGUUAUUUUGGGCAAACUGCCUCUAUCCCAGCCAGCACUUAGUGCUGAUUUGGGAACAUUCAUGUCUUGGGUGGAUGAAGUUAAACAACUAAAGGUCAUGGUCAAUGCAGACACUCCGGCAGAUGCACUAGCUGGAAGGAAAAAUGGUGCUGAAGGUAUUGGGUUGUGCAGAACUGAACACAUGUUCUUCUCUUCUGACGAGAGGAUUAAGGCCAUGAGGCAGAUGAUAAUGGCAGAUACUGCUGAACAGAGGCAAGAAGCAUUAGACCUUCUCCUGCCAUAUCAGAAAACAGACUUUGAAGGGAUUUUUCGUGCCAUGGAUGGCCUUCCUGUAACUAUCCGGCUCUUGGAUCCUCCACUUCAUGAGUUCCUUCCAGAGGGUAACAUCGAGGAUGUUGUCCACAUGUUAUCUUGUCACACUAAUUCUACUCAUGAGGAAAUCCUUGCAAGGGUUGAAAAACUUUCUGAAGUGAACCCGAUGCUGGGUUUCCGUGGGUGCAGACUUGGUAUAUCAUACCCAGAACUGACGACAAUGCAAGCCCGUGCUAUCUUCGAAGCUGCUAUUGCUGUGAAUGACCAAGGUUUCCAAGUUUUCCCUGAGAUAAUGGUUCCACUUGUUGGAACACCUCAGGAACUUGGCCAGCAGGUGAGCGUGAUCCGUCAAGUUGCUGACAAGGUUUUUGCCAAUGCAGAAACAAUAAUUAGAUACAGAAUUGGGUCCAUGAUCGAGGUUCCGAGGGCAGCUCUUAUAGCUGACGAGAUAGCAGAGCAGGCAGAAUUCUUCUCAUUUGGGACAAAUGACCUCACACAGAUGACAUUUGGUUACAGCAGGGAUGACAUUGGCAAGUUUCUCCCAAUCUACAUGUCCCAGGGUAUUCUGCAGCACGACCCAUUUGAGGUGCUCGACCAGAAAGGAGUCGGGGAGUUGGUUAAGAUUGCCACUGAGAGGGGCCGAAGUUCAAGGCAUGAUUUGGAGGUGGGCAUUUGUGGUGAACAUGGUGGCGAGCCUUCUUCAGUUGCAUUUUUUGCGAAGGCUGGGCUGGACUAUGUUUCUUGUUCGCCUUUCAGGGUCCCAAUUGCAAGGCUAGCCGCAGCACAGGCGGCCCUCUGAUGAGCGCGAAUUUGUGAAGCUCCUCCGCAAGCAGUCUGUUGGUGCGUCCUGUAGAUAAAUAAUGCACAGAUGGGCACCUCUUGAAUGGUCGCUUGAGAGGCGCACGGUGUAUCUAGUAACUUGUAGCUUUGUAAGGCAUGUGUCCCAAAACGUUGGGAUGCCAUCGUGUCAAUGUCCACAGGUUGUACAAUAGCUCGUUUGCCUGCGGUGCUGUUAAAAAGACUAGGGAAUAUGAUGUUAUCAUUUACACAAGGAUAAAAUGAGUUUCAGAAAGCAUAAAA